AUGGGUGAUGAGAGUAGGGACAAGGGUGAUGAGAGAAGGGAGAAGGGAGAUGAUAGUAGGGAGAUGGGUGAUGAGUGUAGGGAGAAGGAUGAUGAGAGUAGGGAGAAGGGUGAUGAGAGUAGGGAGAAGGGUGAUGAGAGUAGGGAGAAGGGUGAUGAGAGUAGGGAGAAGGGAGAUGAGAGUAGGGAGAAGGGUGAUGAGAUUAGGGAGAAGGGUGAUGAGAGUAGAGAGAAGUGUGAUGAGAGUAGGGAGACGGGUGAUGAGAGUAGGGAGAAGGGUGAUGAGAGUAGGGAGAAGGGUGAUGAGAGUAGGGAGAAGGGUGAUGAGAGUAGGGAAAAGGGUGAUGAGAGUAGGGAGAACGGAGAUGAGAGUAGGGAGAAGGGUGAUGAGAGUACGGAGAAGGGUGAUGAGAGUAGAGAGAAGGGUGAUGAGAGUAGGGAGAAGGGUGAUGAGAUUAGGGAGAAGGGUGAUGAGAGUAGGGAGAAGGGUGAUGAGAGUAGUGAAAAGGGUGAUGAGAGUAGGGAGAAGGGUGAUGAGAGUAGGGAGAAGGGAGAUGAGAGUAGGGAGAAGGGUGAUGAGAGUAGGGAGAAGGGUGAUGAGAGUAGGGAGAAGGGUGAUGAGAGUAGGGAGAAGGGUGAUGAGAAUAGGGAGAAGGGUGAUGAGAGUAGGGAGAAGGGAGAUGAGAGUAGGGAGAAGGGAGAUGAGAGUAGGGAGAAAGGGAGAAGGGAGAAGGGUGAUGAGAGUAGGGAGAAGGGUGAUGAGAGUAGGGAGAAGGGAGAUGAGCCUGCCGACAAAUGCUAA
Molecule: messenger RNA, 801 nt
Organism: Closterium sp. Naga37s-1
Lineage: Eukaryota; Viridiplantae; Streptophyta; Zygnematophyceae; Desmidiales; Closteriaceae
Source: the annotation of a GenBank genome assembly